Molecule: messenger RNA, 680 nt
Organism: Amaranthus tricolor (Joseph's coat)
Lineage: Eukaryota; Viridiplantae; Streptophyta; Magnoliopsida; Caryophyllales; Amaranthaceae
Product: copper transport protein ATX1
Exons: 3
Coding region: 220-480 (86 amino acids)
Molecular function (GO): metal ion binding
Source: RefSeq, a predicted model, not a curated record
UGGAGUCUCAAUGGAAUUUGAUGAGGCGUUACGCGAAUGCGAUAUUGAGUCAACCACUCAACCUUGCCACCAACAACUACUUUAAAAUGCUUUAUCAACCACUCAAUCUUUGCCUUUGAUCUGUAUUAAAUACUAAAAACUAAACAAAUAAUUCCCCUAAUCUUCAGAAUUUCCGAUCAUCCUACUGCCCCAAGUACUACUCAUAUUCAAUUUAACAUCAUGUCUCAGACUGUUGUUCUCAAGGUUGCCAUGUCAUGCCAAGGCUGUUCAGGGGCAGUCAAGCGAGUUUUGGAUAAAAUGGAAGGGGUUGAAUCAUAUGACAUCAAUUUAGAGGAGAAGAAGGUGACAGUGAGAGGCAAUGUACAGCCAGAAGCUGUUUUUCAAACUGUGUCGAAAACGGGGAAGAAGACUUCGUUCUGGGAAGAGGCUGCACCAGCAGAAUCUGAAGCUAAGCCAGCAGAAACUGUUGCAUCUCCUUGAUAUAUUUAUUUCCUUGGCGUAGCAGAAGAAAUUUCUGAAUUUAUUGCAGAACUUUUUAUUUUGCGACUGCAAUGUUGUUUGUCUUCCACCUGUAACUGUAAACAAUAAAAUGAAUUCUGGUAUCUUCUGAUACUUUUUGGUUUAAUUGGAUUUGGUUACACAGUCUCUAUGAAUAAGCUAGUGUUGAUUGAUUGUAUUUC